AUGGCGGCGAUGGCAGGACCCACGCCCGAGGAGCAGGUUCAGGACCUCUGGUACGACGACGGCAACGUCAUCCUCUGUGCGGGACACAGCUGGUUCAGGGUGCAUCGGACCAUGUUGCUGCAACAUUCUCCCGUCUUCCGAGACAUGUUCAUGAUCCCUCCAUCUCCCGACGUGGAGAUGAUAGACGGAUGUCCAGUGAUUUUCCUACCGGACGAUCCCACGCAUCUCGAGUACCUCCUGCGCACCAUAUACUACAUGUCGCGUCCCAUCAUCCAUUCAAACGGCCCCGCCGAAAGCUUCCUCAGGAAUAGCAGGGAAACGCGCGUCGUACUGGGCAUCAUCAGCCUCGCGCACAAGUAUCUCAUGCGGGACCUGCUUUCCGAGGCAACCAAGUGCAUCUGCGCGCGGUUCCCUUCGACGUUCGCCGAGUUUGUCCGCACGAUGGACAGGCCCCGCGCAUACUGUGUGUCCAUCGCCCGGCCCGAUGCCAUCCUCAUCAUCAACGUCGCUCGCCGAAUCCAGCCCUCGCCCCUCGACGCCGUCCUCCCCUUCGUGUUCUACCUCUGCUGUCAGCUCGACCCGAGCCUCCUCACGGAGGGCGUCCUCAGCGCGGACGGCACCGUGCAACGCCUGUGCACAGAGGACCUCAUGCGCUGCCUGAACGGCCGCUUCGCGAUGCUCAAGGCGAACGUCGAAGCGACCAAGUGCUUCCGCCUCCCGCUCAGCGGUCCCUUGGGGACAUGCAGGGCGAUCGCGUGCAAGCGCGCCGCACGGGAGAUCACGGAGCUUGCGGAGCUCGACGGCCUGUAUUCGCGCAUCGACGCGUUCGCGAGCAAGGACGCGUGGAUCGUGAAGAUGGCGCAGAUUUUUGGGCUGUGCGAGAAGUGCACGAGGGGCCUCGUUGAGGCCCAUUAUUAUGGUCGCGAGGCGGUGUGGGACGAGUUGACGACUAUCUUCAGGCUUGACUAG
Laetiporus sulphureus 93-53 is the source of this 969-nucleotide messenger RNA. RefSeq lists its product as uncharacterized. The record is from RefSeq and is a predicted model, not a curated record. NCBI's taxonomy places the organism in Eukaryota, Fungi, Basidiomycota, Agaricomycetes, Polyporales, Laetiporaceae. The transcript has 2 exons. Bases 1 to 969 code for a protein of 322 amino acids. Gene Ontology annotation, molecular function: protein binding.